AUGCUGGCAACUGUACGACAGCUGAAGCAAGAGGCUGAGUUGAUGGCUUUUGAAUCAGAAGACCCUGAUAACAUCGAAAGGCAAGACAAGGAGCUCCACACAUUCACAGCAGCAAUGUGUAACGAACUGCAAGAGAAUUUGAAUCUGAUUAGAUGCGCGGUCCAUACGCUCCAGCUCGCCAUUCUGGAUGUAGUGGACAAAUCCAACACAUCGGUAAAAAAAGUUACCGAAGUUGCCAAAAAGUUUAAGCAAAUUAAAUAUAAGCUUAGCUUCGCGAACGCGCCAUACCCACCGGUUUGGGGUCCGACUCGAUGGUGCGGAAUAUACAAAAUGAAUUCCAGCUUCCUCGAGUAUGAAUCCUUCCAUAAACAGUUGGCCCAACAGUUUCCAGAGCUCGAUCUCGGAGAUACUUGGGAGUUCAUUAAAAAUUAUGAAGAAGCUUUCAGACCGCUUUAUACCUGUACAAAAAGUAUGCAGUCGAAUCAUGUAUCACUACCAGAUUUUUAUUUGAGGUGGCUGAACUCCAUAAGGGAAGUGAAGAAUCUACCGCAAAACCCGUUUUCGACUCCAUUAACAGAAUCAUUGAUUGCCCGACUGCAAAAACUACGCCAAUCCCGAGCAUUCCAAAUCGCACUGUUUUUGGACCCUCGAUUGAAUUAUAAAGGUUCAAAGCUGUUCACACCGGAGGAAAAGGACCAGAUUCAGGUAAAUUUAAUUAAAGACUAAUGAUACUCAAUACACGGAUGAUGAUUUUAAAUCCAGUUCUGAUUGCCCGUCUUGAUUGAGCAUGCUGAACUUGAAAAAUUACUGAAAUACCAGUAAACGCAUAGCUUUUUUAGAAAUGUGCAUAACAAUACAUGUUGUAUUAUUUAUAUUCAUAGGGCUACAUAAUCGACUUAUACAAAAGGAUUUCUUCAUACCACAGCUCUACAUCAGCGACUGCGGAAGCCUCGACAUCAGCAAAAGAAGAUGAUUUCGAUUCCUUCCUUACCGAAA
Molecule: messenger RNA, 996 nt
Organism: Aedes albopictus (Asian tiger mosquito)
Lineage: Eukaryota; Metazoa; Arthropoda; Insecta; Diptera; Culicidae
Exons: 2
Coding region: 1-726 (241 amino acids)
Source: RefSeq, a predicted model, not a curated record